This is a messenger RNA of Daphnia magna, 1859 nucleotides long. It is a transcript of the gene Not11, whose product is annotated as CCR4-NOT transcription complex subunit 11. NCBI's taxonomy places the organism in Eukaryota, Metazoa, Arthropoda, Branchiopoda, Diplostraca, Daphniidae. Gene Ontology annotation, biological process: negative regulation of translation; mRNA catabolic process. The transcript is spliced from 7 exons. Bases 94 to 1521 code for a protein of 475 amino acids. The record is from RefSeq and is a predicted model, not a curated record. Gene Ontology annotation, cellular component: CCR4-NOT complex.
AAGCGCUUGGUGUUAAAGCUACAGUUUGGCAACGUUGGGUGUCAGACUGUCUGUUCAUUGACAAGACAAAUAACUAAAUAGAAAAAUAAGAAAAUGUCGGCAUUGUCUGUCAAGGAUUUGAACCAAUUGUUAACUAUCUUAGAUGCCGAGAAUGUCGCUAAUCAAAGUGUCGAGGCCUUGGCAUCUCAGCUGGGGGUGUUUAAUAAACAAGAAUAUUUUAAAGUUGGUAACGCCUUAGUUAUGCUACUUCAGAAUGCAGAUCUGCUACCAUCAUCAUCACAGAGACUGGCUGCAGUGUUAUUGCUGCAUGAGCUUUUCAAGCCAGAUGCUCAAAAUUUCCAUCCAUUCUCCUCAGUUUUUGUACAGCUUCUUGCUGAAGAAUCUUUAUUAGCAAAGAGACCAGAGUCAUACAGACUACCAAAACUAAGUCCCCCAGAAAAGAUUUAUUUAUCACACCUCAUAACUAAUCCCCAGAAAGACAUGUACAAAAAAACUCUCCGACAAAUAUUGAAUUUGGAGACCACCAACUCAAUGGCUGAUAUUUCAGCCCUUCAAACAAGUGUAUCAGAACGGCUUUCAGAUUACACAUUAGCAAGCAAAAGUAGACUACCAGCUAUCCUCUCUAUGCCCGACGUCAGACCGGGCUUCGAUCCAGCACUUCCGGAUAGUAGCGCAAUCAAAAAGACGGCUGAAGCUCUUGUUAUGGGGCCCAACGCUGCUAUACAAGAGUCUGUGGGUCCCGAAUUUGUUCGACUGGCCCCUCCCCUCUUUUGCCCAGAUGAGCUCGUGUGGCUUGAUCCGAUAGGCGAAGCUGACCACACGAUCGCCUACGACACAACAGUUUGCAUACCUAGAGGGGCCGGCUCUGAAGCUCGUCGACUGAUUUCGCAAGCUUUCACCGGUUCUCUGACUCUGUUACAGCAGAACAGGCUACUAAGCGAAUUAGAGCGAGAUUCCCGUCUAGUCUAUCACGUGGGAAUAACCCCUAACAAACUACCUGCUCUAGUGGAAAACAAUCCACUCAUCGCAAUUGAGGUGCUUCUGCGACUAAUGCAGUCUUCUCAGAUAACAGAAUAUUUGAGCGUCCUGGUUAAUAUGGAAAUGUCACUGCAUUCGAUGGAAGUAGUCAAUCGGCUGACGACGGCUGUCGAGUUGCCAACUGAAUUUGUCCACUUAUACAUUUCCAAUUGCAUUUCAACGUGUGAAACUAUCAAAGACCGUUACAUGCAGAACCGUUUAGUCCGGCUAGUUUGCGUUUUCUUGCAGUCACUCAUUCGCAAUAAGAUCAUUAACGUUCAAGAGCUGUUUAUUGAAGUGCAAGCAUUUUGCAUAGGCUUCAGUCGCAUCCGCGAAGCAGCUGCCUUGUUUCGCCUGCUCAAACAACUCGACAGUGGUGAUCAAAGUGGCCUCAACACUACUUCAUCCAUCGCAUCUUUUCCCGGUCUGUCCUCACUCUCAGCCCCUUCGUUCAAUUCUCAGGCAUCACCCGUUGCAUCAGCUGCUAAAGGCAAAGGGGAAUGAAAUUGUUGUUAUUAGCAAUGACGCUCAAUCGUCUGUUCGCGUCAUAAAUGAUGUUGAAACGAAAGGCUUCGUACAGUAUAUGCUACAGAACAGAAGACUAGAGAGUACUGAAUAUGAUGUAUAAACUAUUUCACGAAUUUAUUGAUUUUCUCGUAAUUGCAUCGUAGCCAAAGUCGGAAAAGCAUUGAUAUAAACUUGUUUUCAUUGACAAAUACUAAUGCAUGUGAUGAGAAAGUACAGCGCUAUUAGCAGCCAUUCUUGCGGCGAUGCUACUCAAAUAUUGGCACACGUUUGUAGGAAUAAGGUGAUUUGAAUGAAUACAUUUGAUUUACCUUGUA